This is a messenger RNA of Rhododendron vialii, 3189 nucleotides long. RefSeq names its product exocyst complex component EXO84C. The transcript is spliced from 11 exons. Gene Ontology annotation, cellular component: exocyst. NCBI's taxonomy places the organism in Eukaryota, Viridiplantae, Streptophyta, Magnoliopsida, Ericales, Ericaceae. Gene Ontology annotation, biological process: intracellular protein localization; exocytosis; Golgi to plasma membrane transport. The coding region runs from base 532 to 2922 and encodes 796 amino acids. The record is from RefSeq and is a predicted model, not a curated record.
AGUCCAGAUGAUCCACGUGUCCCAGAUCUCCAACAUCAGAACGAUCUAGGUUUUCCUGUGUCUCUUCUUCCCUCUUCGCUACUACUGUAUUCUGCUGGGUUUCUUACCGAGGACGCUAUGCCUGUGAACCUAGGUCUCUUUGCCAUGCUUCUGCCGCCAUUAAAUCCAGUCGUUGCAUGUUCUGUUACCUUCUCGCUAGCAUAAAGUCGUUCCUGGUUUGGUGACCGAGAUCAAGGAUUUGUGCACGGCAGAAGGUAAUUUAAAAUAGGGAAAAGGAUCAGAGGUGCAGUUUCUGGUUUGUGACAAUCAGUACUGUUGAAGAACCUGAGAAGGCUGUUGAGAUGUUGAACCGAUAGUUGGAUAUUUUCAAUCCUAUGAUUGGUAAUGCAGCUAAUGCUCUUCUGCAUGAUUUUGAGGCAUGCAAUGGCAUUGAGGAAGUCGCUAUGCUCAUAAAAGACAAACAAAUACAAGAGAAUUGGAGCUGGAAGAGAGAAAGAGAAAGUAGUGGGUGAAGCAAAAGCGGGGUAAGAAAUGGAGAGCAGUGAAGAAGAAGACGACUUCCCAUCCAUCGAAUCCGUCACUCCGCAGUCCAAAAUCGACACCAUUUACCAGUCCAACACUGAAAAGGGAAUCAGGAAACUCUGUUUUGAGCUUUUGGAUUUAAAGGAUGCAGUGGAGAACUUGUGUGGAAAUACUCGCACAAAAUACCUGGCUUUCUUGAGGCUAUCUGAAGAAGUGGUGGAAACGGAGCAUGAGUUGAAUGAUCUACGAAAGCUUAUUUCUGCUCAAGGUAUCCUUGUGCAUGAUUUGAAGAGUGGUGUAUGCUGUGAAUUGGAUGAGUGGAACCAAGUUAUUGGUGACAUCCGGGAAACUGAGCAAAACCAGGAAAAUUCUAAACUUGAGGAUCCCUUGCCAAAUGAAGCAGAAGAUCACAAAAGGAUAUUUUUGGAGAAUGUUGAUGUUCUCUUGGCUGAGCACAAAGUGGAAGAAGCAUUGGAGGCAUUGGACAUUGAAGAGACAAGUCACCCAGAGCUGAAAGGCUCAGGAGAUACUUCAUCUGCUGAACCCUCGUCGUACAAGUCCGCCUUUCUGAAAAGAAAGGCAAUGGUUGAGGAUCAGCUAGUUGAGAUCACUGAACAACCCUUGGUUGGUAUUCUUGAACUGAAGAAGGCUUUAUCUGGCUUAGUAAAGCUUGGAAAAAGCGCUUUGGCUAAUCAGUUACUGUUGAAAUCUCAUGGAUCGCGGCUUCAAAGAAACAUCGAGGCUUUUCUUCCAUUUUGCCCUAGUUACCUGGAAACAUAUUCAGCCACAUUAUCGAACCUUGUGUUUUCGGCGAUCUCAUUGACAUCAAAGGACUCUAGCUUGGUGUUUGGCGACAAUCCUACUUAUACAAAUAGAGUCAUUCAAUGGGCAGAAUGUGAAAUUGAAUCUUUUGUACGGUCGGUUAAGGAGAAUGCUCUUCCUUCUGAGACGGUUUAUGCUUUGCGUGCAGCCAGUAUUUGUGUUCAGGCCAGUCUUAGUCACUGUUCUGCAUUGGAAUCGCAAGGCCUAAAACUCUCAAAGUUGCUUUUGGUGCUUUUGCAACCAUACAUUGAUGAAGUCAUGGAGUUGAAUUUUAGACGGGCUAGAAGACAAGUUCUUGACUUUGCUGAAACAGAUGAGAGCUUGCCACUGUCACCUCGCUUUGCCUCUCCACUUUCUAUUUUUGCAACAUCAUCUGAUAACUUUCUCAUCGGUUGUGGAAUGAGGUUCAUUUUCAUCAUCAAAGAGAUCGUAGAGCAGUUAACUCCCCUUGUCAUUUUUCACUUUGGAGUGAACAUCCUGACCAGAAUUUCACAUCUAUUUGACAAGUAUGUGGAUUCUUUGAUUAAAGCGUUACCUAGCCAUUCUGAAGAUGACAAUCUUACAGACUUGAAAGAAGCUCUACCUUUUAGAGCAGAGACGGACUCUGAACAGCUUGCGCUAUUGGGAACAGCGUAUACUGUUGCGGACGAGCUAUUACCAAUGGCUGUGUCCAGAAUUUUGAGUGCACUUAAUGAAAGCAAGGAAGCAGGGACUGGAGUAGGUGAUAACAUCAUUGCCACAUCAAGUAGUACUAUAGAACUCAAGGAUUGGAGGCGCCAUCUUCAACAUUCACUGGACAAGCUCAGAGAUCACUUCUGUCAACAAUAUGUUUUGAGUUUCAUUUACAACAGAGAUGGGAAAACGCGUUUAGCUGCACAGAUUUAUUUAACUGGUGAAGGAAAGGAUCUGUUCUGGGAUUCUGAUCCUCUGCCUUCACUACCCUUCCAGGCACUAUUUGGGAAGCUGCAACAGUUAGCAACUGUGGCUGGAGAUGUGUUGGUCGGGAGAGAGAAAAUACAGAAAACUUUGCUUGCCAGGCUAACAUUGACUGUGGUUAUGUGGUUAUCUGAUGAACAGGAGUUCUGGGGUGUGUUAGAGGACCAGUCUGCACCUCUUCAGGCAUCAGGGCUGCAGCAGUUAAUUCUAGACAUGCACUUCACUGUUGAAAUAGCGCGUUUUGCGGGUUACCCAUCACGACAGAUCCAUCAGAUGGCAUCUGCCAUAAUAGCUCGCGCAAUUCAGACCUUCUCCGCCAGGGGCAUAGAUCCACAAAGUGCACUUCCCGAGGACGAAUGGUUUGUUGAGACUGCCAAAACAGCUAUAAACAAGCUUCUACAGGGAGCCUCCGGUUCGGACGGAUCGGACAUUGAGGAAGAACACCUCAUGAUGAUGCAUGAUGAUGGACAGAUGAUGAUGAUGAUGAGUGAUGGUGGUCACAUCUUGAUGAAUGAUGAGGACAUCUCUGAUUCUGAUGACUCUCCUUCUUCCCUUUCAACACUUGGUUCCCUCGAGUCAUUUGUUUCUGCAGAGAUGGGUGAACUUGAAAGUCCUGGUUACCUAACGGAUCCUGAAAGCUGAAAGCAUUGGAUAAAUUCAUGUCUAAUAGAGAGAUUUGUAUGUUCGUAUGCUAGGGAAUAUGCAGUUAAAGAGUUAGUUUGGUUAUCGCUGUUGUAGUUUGUAUAUUUAAGAUGUUCUCUACUAGUACUACGUGUUUAUCAUAUUUUAGUACUUCAUGGUAGAACUGAGAAGAGCAUGUCUUGGAAAUUUAGUUAGGGGGCUGUUACCUCCUUGUAGAUCAAGCAAUUUUUAGCAAAAAUAAAUAAAAAUCAUGUCAAUUGGCUGAAA